Messenger RNA from Hypomesus transpacificus, 1988 nucleotides. It is a transcript of the gene snx27a, whose product is annotated as sorting nexin 27a. Gene Ontology annotation, molecular function: phosphatidylinositol-3-phosphate binding; protein binding. The record is from RefSeq and is a predicted model, not a curated record. Lineage: Eukaryota; Metazoa; Chordata; Actinopteri; Osmeriformes; Osmeridae. The transcript has 13 exons. Gene Ontology annotation, cellular component: early endosome. Gene Ontology annotation, biological process: intracellular protein transport; signal transduction. Bases 92 to 1789 code for a protein of 565 amino acids.
GUCAGUCUGGAGAAGGUUGUCUGAGAGCGUAUUCGGUGUUGUUUUGAAUCUGCUAGACACGGACCGGAGGGGGUAGUGUUUUCAAUAGAAGAUGGCGGAUGUUGAAGGCGAUGAAAUUCGGUCGGCUUUACCUUCGGCAUCUCGUAAUGGACCUAGUGUUGGUUCGGUAGUCGGUACCACCGGACAAAAUGCCACAACGGUGACGUCAGGUCCAAGAGUAGUAAGAAUUGUCAAGUCGGAAUCGGGCUAUGGAUUCAACGUUCGUGGUCAGGUUAGCGAAGGGGGACAACUGCGGAGCAUCAAUGGGGAAUUGUACGCCCCUCUUCAGCAUGUUAGUGCUGUUUUGCCCGGAGGAGCAGCGGACAGAGCUGGCAUAUCUAAGGGUGACAGGAUCCUUGAAGUUAAUGGGGUGAGCGUGGAGGGAGCCACCCACAAGCAGGUGGUGGACCUGAUCCGGGCCGGGGAGAGGGAGCUGGUGCUGGCGGUGCUGUCCGUGCCCCCCCAGGAGGCGGACGGCCUGGAGGCAGGCGAGGAGACCUCGGUCCAGCCCAGCUACGACUACAGCGACAAGCAGGCCGUGCCCAUCUCCGUGCCCACCUACAAGCACGUGGAGCAGCACGCAGAGAGAUUUGUGGUGUACAACGUGUACAUGUCAGGCAGGCAGCUGUGCUCCAAGCGGUACCGGGAGUUCGCUAUCCUCAACCAGAACUUGAAGAGGGAGUUUGCCACCUACACCUUCCCCAAGCUGCCGGGGAAAUGGCCCUUCUCCCUGUCUGAGCAGCAGCUGGACGCCCGCCGCAGGGGCCUGGAGGAGUACAUGGAGAGGGUGUGCUCGGUGCGGGUGAUCGGGGAGAGCGACAUCAUGCAGGAGUUCCUGUCAGAGUCGGAUGAGAACUACAACGGUGUGACGGACGUGGAGCUGAGGAUAGCCCUGCCCGACAAGACCACCAUGUCUGUCUGCAUCCGCAAGAACAGCACCACGGACCAGGUCUACCAGGCUCUGGUGGUGAAGGUUGGGAUGGACAGCGUCAUGGCCAGCUACUUCGCCCUCUUUGAAGUCAUAAAUCACUCCUUUGUGAGGAAGCUGGCCCCCAAUGAGUUCCCCCACAAGCUGUACGUUCAGAACUACACGUCUGCGGUGCCUGGCACCUGCCUGGCGCUCCGGAAGUGGCUGUUCAGCCCCGAGGAGGACGAGCUGCUCCGGGACAACCCCCUGGCCAUGCACUACUGCUUCCACCAGGCACUGGACGACGUGAAGAAGGGCUUCAUCAAGACAGAAGACAAGUCCUACCAGCUGCAGAAGCUGGCUGAGCAGAGGAAGAUGGCCAUGUACCUGAAUGUGCUGCGUUCCUGUGAGGGCUACAACGAGGUCCUGUUCCCUCACUGCUCCUGUGACUCCCGCAGGAAGGGCCACGUCAUCACAGCCAUCAGCAUCCACCACUUCAAGCUGCACGCAUGCACUGAGGACGGUACUCUGGAGAACCAGGUGAUUGCGUUUGAGUGGGGGGAGAUGCAGCGCUGGGACACGGACGAGGAGGGCAUGGCCUUCUGCUUCGAGUACGCCAGGGGCGAGAAGAAACCUCGCUGGGUCAAGAUCUUCACGCCAUACUUUAACUACAUGCACGAGUGCUUCGAGAGGGUCUUCUGUGAGCUGAAGAGGAGGAAACAGGUGGAGGAGGAAGCCUCCGACAAGGACAACAAGAACUGCAGCAGCAGCAGCGAAUAUCUCCCUCCUCUGGAGAGCCAGAAGGGAUGGCGCCAUCUAGGGGGGGAGAUCGCCACCUCCUAAGACCUCUCCAGAAGCAGGAGGAGGAUCGGAGUCCACCCACGCCACCACAGCCACCACAGAACCCACGACGGCGCCAUUCCGCAACCAACCAUCCCCGGACGGGCUGAGACGAGCCCGACAUCACCCCAAGAUUCACUCCAAACCCAGGGAAACACACAGCGGAGGACAGCAUCGAAGGAAAACAGGGGGAAAAGCGUGA